Molecule: messenger RNA, 4306 nt
Organism: Amphiprion ocellaris (clown anemonefish)
Lineage: Eukaryota; Metazoa; Chordata; Actinopteri; Pomacentridae
Gene: nrn1la
Product: neuritin 1-like a
Exons: 3
Coding region: 172-666 (164 amino acids)
Biological process (GO): nervous system development; neuron projection extension
Cellular component (GO): plasma membrane
Source: RefSeq, a predicted model, not a curated record
UUCUCUCACAGUGGAGUACCGAGCUGCGAUCAGGACGGGAGGAGGAGAGCUCUGACCAGCACCGAGGAGGGCGACAUCGGACUGCUUUUCCUUUCUGUUUUUUUUUUCUCUGAACAGUAAAACUUGGGAAUUCCUGCCAACCUGAAACUUGUGCGGACGAACCGUCGGUUCAUGAUGGCAUCUCUGAUGAACUCUGCGUGCCUCCUCUUCCUGCCUGUUGCUCUGCUGCUGAUGUUGAGCCCGUGCCCCGUUGCUGCAGCGUCGGCCAGACGGUGUCACUCCAUCUACAAGGGCUUCGCUCAGUGUUUGAUGGCUCUGGGCGACAGUCUGACAGACAACGCCCGCAAGGACGAGGACAUGCACGAGAUACACUCCAUCUGCAGGUCAUGGGAUGAAUUCCACGAUUGCGCAAAUGUCGCGAUGGCCGGCUGUCCGGAUGAAGCGGCCGCCGUCUGGGAGUCUCUCCGGCAGGAAUCCAAGAAGAUGCAGUUCUCCGGAAACCUAUAUGACAUGUGCUCCAACCGCAACAGCCACCCGGUGGCCUCGGCCUCCCCGAACCAGGAGGAGAUCAACCAGGAGUCUCUACGAGGAGGCGCCGGAUACCUGCCGUCCAGCCUCCACCUCCUCCUGCUACUGUCUCCUCUGCUGCUGUUGUUUUGGAUAUAACUUUCCCCCCUGAAGAAAUGGGACUAGUGUGAAUAGAUAUAAACUUUGUGUAUUUUUUUCUCCCCUUCCACGAGCCCGUAGACUUUCCACAGUUUCUUCUUCCUCUGCGCUGCCAGGGGUUGAAUAUUUCUAACUGCAUGUUCAGAGGCCCGACAGUCUUUUUGAUAAUGUAUCUCUAAACUGCCUGUGCCAUUUCAUGCAUAUUCUCUGCCUUUUAAUUAGUCUCUCUGUUGGAAACACACACAGAAUUCAUACAGAGACACACAGCCACUGUACAAACAGGCUUGCAAACACAUACAUAGUUAAACAGAUGCAUACAGCCGCUUCAUGUCAUCUGUCUUUAUUCCCUAACCUCCGAAACCUAGUUAGUCUGAGCUUGCAUGUGCUGGAUCCAGGCGGAGUCUGUCUUCCUGACUCUAAUAACAGAAACAUAAUAACGCAGUCCUGUUUGAUAAACCUGGAAACUAAGUGAUGAGGAAUCCAUGAGCAGUUAAACUCAUUCAUUUAUAUGAUGAAGUAGCUGAUAAAUGGGAAAUCUAACAUUCGUCGCUCGCUAGUUAAGACUCAGAGCUGCGUUCGAACUCCAGCUGGACGACUUUUGUGUUCGGUUUUCCCGUUGCUUUUCUUCUCCGCUCUCUGCCAGUGUUGAAGAGCCACAGCCAAGCUUACGUCCUAAUUUAACUCAAAGUUCCCAUGAAAACUGGCAACAGAAAAUGUGAAGUAAUGCACAUUUCCAUCCACAGCUGUUAUGUGCUCAUACCAAGCCGGUUCUUUGAGAAAAACAGCCGCUAAGUCUGCAGUGUUGGAGAGGAAGAAGAGGGCGAAACGUGAGUAAAAGAGCAGCACUCGAACCCAGAAAUGUGCAGAUAUGAUGGAAAUUUGCUAAUGUUAUGAGCAUCUGCUGUAUAAAGGACGGUUAUAGACUCAACAUCACUUCUCACAAGUAUUAACGCUUAGUCACAUUUUUUCAAAGCUCCCCUGGAUGUUUAAUUCAUGUUUUCACUGCACACUGUCACAUUUUACUUCAUUGAUCCACAGACUUUUCCUCCUCAGCACAGCAUUAAAACUUUUUUAAGCACAAAUUCAGAAUAUAUAUAAAAACAUUUUGAAAGGAACACACUGGGAAACUAAAAACAUGGGUGCUAAUCAGUGAGAACCAUGGAUGUAUAAAGAGCUGGAUACGUUAGCCUUGCUGCUAACUUUUCCUAAUGGUCACUUGUGGUUUUGCAAUGGAAACCCCCCCCAAAAAACAUUCCACAUAGACUCCAAUUAUAAAAGAGAGGUUUAUUAAACCCACCCCCGUGCUAAUACACAAAUGCAGAAGCAAAUGAACUGUGUUUGGUUACUUUCAUGCAGGUAAUCAAGCGACAUCCUUUAUUCUCCGUAAUACAUCUAAACUUGGUGAACUCAAUUUGUAGAUUAGUUUUAGGAUGUGAGGAAGCUACUUUUUCUUUUUGCUUUAAUCAUACCCCAAAGCUAACCACUCCCAUUUUCACUUCAUGAGUUGUGCUAACUGCUAAAUUUGUGUAUUUGGAUGCACACCAGACACCCUCCUCAUCCCGGCUGCACCUUGAGAUCCUGCAAUCCUGAAGCCCCCAAAUCGAUUUGCAGUUUGGGGGCCUCUGGAUCGCAUUUCUGCUUUUUGCAGAUGAUGUGGUUCUGUUGGCUUCGUCAGACCGUGACCUUCAGCGCGCACUAGAACAGUUUGCAGCUGAGUAUGACGUGGCGGGGAUGCGGAUCAGCACCUCCAAGUCUGAGGUCAUUGUUCUCUGCCAGAAACCAGUGGAUUGCUCCCUCUGGGUUAGGGGGGAGUUGCUUCCCCGAGCGAAGGAGUUCAAGUAUCUCAGGAUCUUGUUCACGAGUGAUGGGAAAAUGAAGUGUAAGAUGGACAGGUGGUUUGGUGUGACAUCAGCAGUAAUGCGGGCGUUGUACCGGACCGUCAAUUGAAGAGGGUCGAUUUACUAGUCCAUCUAUGUUCCAACCCUCAUUUAUGGUCAUGAGCUCUGGGUAGCAACCAAAGGAAUGAGGUCGCGGGUACAAGCGGCUGAAAUGAGCUUCCUCUGCAGGGUGGCUGGGCUUAGCCUUAGAGAUAGGGGGAGAAGCUCAGACAUCUGGAGGGAGCUCGUAGUAGAGCCGCUGCUCCUUCGUGUCGGAAGGAAACAUUUGAGGUGGUUUGGCCAUCUGAUUCGGAUGCCUCUAGGGAGACUUCCUCUGGAGGUUUUCCAAACACGUCCGCCUGGGAGGAGACCCAUGGGCAGACCCAAAACUAGUUGGAGGGAUUAGAUAUCUCAUCUGCCUGGGAACGCCUUGGGAUCCCCCAGGAAGAGCUGGAAAGCAUUGCUGGGGGGAGGGACAUCUAGAAUAACCUGCUUCGUCUGCUGCCUCUGCGAUCUGGCCCCAGAUAAGCGGAAGAUGAUGGAUGGAUGGAUGGAUGGAUGGAUGGAUGGAUGGAUGGAAGGGUGGAUGGAUGGAUGCACACCAGUGACUCAUAACAUUAAACCACCUGUCUAAUAUUGUGUAGAUCCACUUUGUACUGUUAAAACAGUAUUGACCCAUUGGGGUGUGACCGUAGCAGGUGUUCUGAGGUGUCCGGAACUUGGACAUUGGAUCCUUUGGAUCUUGUAGGCCACACAGUAGGGUCUCCAUGGGUUGAGACACAUCCCGUGGAUCUUAAGUCAAAUUGGGUUCUAGGAAAUUGGAGGUCAGUCACCUCUUUGGGUUCUUUCUUGAGUUCCUAGACUUGUUUUUGAGCAGUUUUUCCAUUGUUGUGGUGGGUCUUGUGUAUCUACGGAGUGCAGAUGUCAAUUUAACAUCCACUUCAGUGCAGGGCUAAAGGUUUCCCAGCACAACAUUCCACUGUUGCCAGAUUAUCACCCAUCAUUGGUUUUAAUGUUGUGUCUGAUUGGCGUAAGCUGGUUUAAAGUUUCCAAAAGUAUCUGAUUUCAGUGUAGUUUGUUAAUUUCCCUUCGGUCCUCGUCCGUGUGCUUCUGUGAUACAUCUCCCUCUUGAUUUCCUGUCAAGAACUUACAAACUAAAUUUCGUCUCUCUCAAGCAUCCUGUUGUAAUAUAGUGAUCAAAUACUGCAGUUGUUUGGGGAAUCACUGGAAAAAGGUCACGAACCAAAAAUGCAUUUGGACUCCUGCCACGAUUAAUGUCUCUCCUGCAAUAAAAUGAACUAUUAGUUGCUCUAAACAUCUUCCAGACAUGUGGUGUUGUUUGCUAAGGUGCUUGCAGCAAUGAAAACUGGCUAUACAGGUUUGUUGGACUGAACGAUUAAUUGGAAUAUUAUUGAAAUCACAACGUGACUAAAAAAUAUCCAAAUGACGGGAGCUGCAAUUUACUAAAUGUUGCCAUAUGGGUCCUCCACAUGAGCCGGGUUCUGCUUAAGGUUUCUUCCUGUUAACAGGGAGUUUUUUUCUUGCCACCAUCGCCUUAGGGCUUGCUCUGGGGGUUUGGGCCUUAUGGGUUCUGUAAAGCGUCUUGAGACAAUCUGAGUUGUAAUUGGCACUGUAUAAAUAAAAUGGAAUUGAACUGAAUACCAUUCUGAAUGAAGCAUGGUGGUGCUGCGGAAAUACUUAACCCUGUAAAACCCACUGUUGCAGAAAUACAUCAGUUUUUUUAUAUUUUCUAUUAUUUUCGA